GAAAAAUCAACUUAUACCUAAGCCAAAACCCAACGAAAAUAAAUCAACCAUAAUCAUACUGCCGACCUAAUUUCUAUAUCAAUAGAAAUAAAUCAUCAAAAUCGACAUAGUAUACGUAAAUUCCGAAAUGGCAGACAGCGACGAGGAACCAGUAACCCUCUCUUCCCAUGCGCUCGCCGCGCUUCAGGAGUUCUACGGCGAACGGGAUGCCCAUGCCGAUAAGUUCGAGAAGCUAAAGGCUGCAGCUGAGGAACAGCAUGACGGCAACGCGCAACCGUUGUCUAUGGAGGCUUUUACAGAGGAUUGGAAUGAGUCGCAAUUCUGGUAUGCAGACGAAACAGCGACGCUACUUGCAAAGCAAUUAAUAGAGGGCGUACGGGAGGACGAGGUCGUUGCGGUAGUAUCGGCGCCGAGCGUGUUUAUCGCCUUGAAAAAUCUACAGAACACAGCAGACUUCAAGGCCAAACCAAAGCCGAAGGUCUACCUUCUUGAGCACGACCAGCGCUUCGCCGUCUUUCCUGAAUUCGUCUUCUACGACUUCCAACAACCCAUUAAGCUGCCGGGAGAACUGAAAGGCACCGUUGAUCGCAUAAUCUGCGAUCCCCCUUUCCUUAGCGAAGACUGUCAGACCAAAGCCGCUCUAACGGUCCGUUGGAUGUCGCGCGCACCCUCCAAAGCAAAUAACCAAACACAACCGCAUCCUCGUGUCAUAGUUUGCACGGGUGAGCGCAUGGAAUCACUUGUCACGAAACUGUACCGAUCUUUCGGGGCACACACGACGACAUAUGAGCCGCGCCACGCUCGCGGGUUAAGUAACGAAUUUUAUUGCUACGCCAACUUUGAAUGUGAUGCUUGGACGUUCCAGGGUGAGAAGGAAAAGGGGACAUCAGGAGUUGUGAAGAGUUAGCUAUACCAAACAAUGGUCACAGUAGACGAAUAGAUGCAUCUGCGGAAUAAAA
Molecule: messenger RNA, 959 nt
Organism: Hypoxylon trugodes
Lineage: Eukaryota; Fungi; Ascomycota; Sordariomycetes; Xylariales; Hypoxylaceae
Product: putative N6-adenine methyltransferase-domain-containing protein
Exons: 5
Coding region: 128-907 (259 amino acids)
Biological process (GO): methylation
Molecular function (GO): nucleic acid binding; protein-lysine N-methyltransferase activity
Source: RefSeq, a predicted model, not a curated record